AUGAUCACCCAUGAUGACCUGCCGAGGAUGAAGUACACGGCGAAGGUGGUGGAGGAGACGAUCCGAAUGGCCAACGUCGCCCCCAUGGUCCACCGCGUCGCGAACCGGGACGUGGAGUAUGGUGGGUACACGAUCCCGACAGGGUGGCCGGUGCUCGUGUGGGUGAGGUCGCUGCACACCGACCCAGUCUACUACCAGGACCCCCUCACCUUCAACCCCGAAAGAUGGGAUAAACAAGUGAAGCCAGGGACGUACCAAGCAUUCGGUGGCGGAUAUAGGAUUUGCGCCGGCAACAUGCUCGCGAAGUUGCAGAUCACCAUCAUGCUCCAUCACCUCUCCAUUGGUUAUGAAUGGGAGUUGUUGAAUCCUGAUGCGAAGAUCAAUUACCUUCCACACCCAAGGCCACUGGACGGCGCAGCCAUGACCUUCCGUAAGCUUAGAGCUUGA
Triticum turgidum subsp. durum (durum wheat) is the source of this 447-nucleotide messenger RNA. NCBI's taxonomy places the organism in Eukaryota, Viridiplantae, Streptophyta, Magnoliopsida, Poales, Poaceae. The record is from the annotation of a GenBank genome assembly.